AUGUUGCACGCCUUACCAUUGGAGAUUCUCUACAUGGUUGCUGAUUUGCUACCAUGGCAUGCCGUUCGAUCGAUGAGUCAGGCUUCCACAGGAUUGCGCGUUGUCUUAAUACCCCGAGUGUACGAAUCGGUUCGGUUUGGCGCGGGCUCUGAAUGGGCUCUGAAUGAUCUCAACAUUGGUGCAUUCUUCAGGAAACAUGGCAACCCACGGACCGCCCAGCUUCUGCAACACGCCAGGCGGGUCGUUAUAGAGGCUCCAAUCCAGAUCGCAAGAUUCCACCGCUGCAUGUACCACACAACACCCCGCCUUGCCCCUGUGUCACACGGCCAGUCAUUCCUGGGAAGUCCACCUGAACCGACUGCCCAUGAAAGCUUCAUGGCAGACCUCUCCGCUCAGUUGGGCCAGAUUUUCGCCCUGUUCAAAACUGACACACUUCACUCAUUCUGCUGGCACCUAGGCACCUGCAUGCCCACGGGCAUACUCGAUUCGAACGGGUAUCUGAUCCAUCAUCAGAGAGAUAUCAAACGGGUUUCGCUGAUGACUGACGGAACGUGCCCGCAUGCAGGACAGGGUUUUGGAGGCUUAUCAACAUUGACAUCAUUAGCGGAGAUAAUGUGGGAGGGCAUUCGGCAUCGCUGGGAGAUCGAGAUCCUGCGAGAAUGCCUGCGACAGAACCAGAGCCAUCUGCGCAAACUGCAAAUUGGGUGCCUGCUGUCUGGUGCGGAUCACCACCUGACUGUUCCCGAGCUCACUCAGCCCUGGCUAGAACUCUCCCAUCAACCAUACCCACCCAAUCCGUUUUCAUCGCUAUCUUCGCUAUCCCUCUCGAACGUGCAUUUCCCGAGCGAGCUAUCAGCGUCCACGCGAAGUCUCUCAUUUCAGUCGCUGCAGGAGCUGCGCCUGCUUCAAUGUGGCAAUCAGCUGCACUUUCUGUGGCUACUGGCGCAGAUGGGGAGCCCUCCGCCGUUAAAGUGGCUCGAGAUCAACAGCGACCUAUUCCACGAAUCAGAUAACCGACUCGUCUAUAUAGCCAUCGUGGAACUUUUACUCUCCUUCCGUGGUCUGCAGCACCUGCACAUCAAGCUGGCCAACUUCCCUCGGUUUCUUCCAGGGUUUCAAGAAGCCAUCCUCCACCACCGAUCGUCCUUGAGGUCCUUGAGCUUCCAUGAGCGUCAGCUAAUUGCGGUGGACGAGGAGGGACUCUUCGAGGACAUUCGUGAUGUCUCCCCACGGUGGACCCGUGACAUUCCCCAGGUCCUCCAGCACUGCUCAUUGACCGCGUUAGGUUUAUGUCUGACCCCGCUCAUUGCGCAUAAUCUCUUCGUCCAUGUCGCAGAGCGCUCGUCAAUACAACUGCUCCACGUCCGAUUCAGUGGAGAAGAGAGAGCCCAUCGCAAUAUCCGGCGUGAAAUCAUGUCUGAAUUACACAGGGCAGGGGGCCAAAGUCACUCUACCAGCCGGCAUAAUCGCCACACCUCCGCUCGAUAUCGGAUCUUUUCGCCUUUUACCUGGACUGCAACCGAGCAGCGACAUGUCCGGUCGGGCCCGGUUAAUGUGGAAGCUCGGGAGUUUGUUUCGUUUUCUCAGUGGGCGUUCAGUCCAACCGGAUUACCCUCCCUGCAAAUCCUGGCCUUCGGGGACUUUUCUCAUCAGGGUCGGUAUCGUCAGCAACAGUUCCUAGUUCGCCGGAAGAAUGGGGAGAGGGAUCGGCCAGCAAGGCGGCUAUGCUGUUGCAAGCAUGACUGUUCGGAUGGCUGGACGUUCGAAGAAGCCAGUAUGGACGAUUCUUCUCUUUGGGAUGGGCUUCCACUGGAUGGACCCCGGUUCCUUUCCACGUGCCCGACGGGUGAAAUGCUGGAGUCUCCCGAUUAA
This is a messenger RNA of Aspergillus melleus, 1872 nucleotides long. RefSeq lists its product as uncharacterized. The record is from RefSeq and is a predicted model, not a curated record. The transcript is spliced from 4 exons. NCBI's taxonomy places the organism in Eukaryota, Fungi, Ascomycota, Eurotiomycetes, Eurotiales, Aspergillaceae. The coding region runs from base 1 to 1872 and encodes 623 amino acids.